This is a messenger RNA of Drosophila ficusphila, 3548 nucleotides long. RefSeq names its product hyalin. Bases 221 to 3502 code for a protein of 1093 amino acids. The transcript is spliced from 19 exons. Gene Ontology annotation, molecular function: calcium ion binding. The record is from RefSeq and is a predicted model, not a curated record. Lineage: Eukaryota; Metazoa; Arthropoda; Insecta; Diptera; Drosophilidae.
CGUACCACUGUAAGCUAAAUAAUAUCUUCAACGUGUGUGUUAUCGCUCUACCAUCUUGAAGUAGUGUACAACUCUACGUUCUUGUUUUAUUAAAAAGUAGGUAAUUUGCACCUAAAGAUACUGCAAGAUUUCGACACAACGCAACGCUUUUCUAAAAAAUAAUACUAGAUGUAAAAACAUCUAUGAAAUCGUGUAAGAAUCAAUUUUUUAGAGCAUCAGAAUGUGGAAAAAGCCAAUAAUUGUAUGCGCGCUGGCAUGUGUUUUACUUCAUUCAGCAAAAACAGAUAAAUCGGCCCAGCCGUUUUCGAGGAGAAGCCAGACUUACGAACGGCGUUUCGUGUUUAAAGUUGUAGCUUCCUCUAAAGAGCUCGCUGAUUUGGAAAACUGGGCCGACCACUCCUGUUCUAAAGUCCCCCCUCCGAAAAUUAAUAAUGGGUAUGUUAUUGUGGAAAAGCGUUGGACUGGCAACAGAAGAUAUCUUGUGGCCAUUUACUCCUGCGAAGAAAAUUACGAAUUGAAACUUCACGGAAACUAUAUCAAUUUCUGUUAUAAAAAGAAGUGGACUGGGGACCAACCCGAAUGUAUUCUUAAGUCUUCUGAAGAUGUUAAUAAUAAAAAUGACAAUGAAGUUAAUUAUAUUCAAAAUAACAAUGAAGAUGAUUUUGAUCGAAAUGACAGUGAUGAUGAUUAUGAUCAAAGUGACGAUGAAGAUUAUUAUGAUCAAAAGGACUAUGAAGAUGAUUCUUAUCAAAAGGGCCCAACAGACGAGGUCAGAUAUUCCAAAAGCUGUGAGGAUGAUAAUGGAGGUUGCGCCCACAUAUGUAACGAGAUUAGCAACGAAUGCGAAUGCUAUGAUGGAUACACAAUUAAUCCCGACGAUUCAAGCCAAUGUGACGAUAUUGACGAAUGUGCGAAGUCGAAUGGCGGUUGCAUGCACACGUGCUUUAAUUACGAUGGCGAUUUCGCGUGCACCUGUAAUGAUGGUUAUAUAAUAGACGAGUCUGAUGGAACAACUUGUUUGGACAUCGAUGAAUGCGCCGAUAAAAAACUGUCUUGGCAAUGUGAAGGUGGCUGCGAGAACCUGAGUGGUUCCUUCCGCUGUUUGCCGUCAUUACGGGGCAGAAUACCGCCGAGCGAUCAAGAGGCCCAAGAUGGAAAAGUAUUAUGUAUGCCCGGCUUCAAAUUGUCGGUCGAUGGUAGUGAAUGCAAGGAUAUUAACGAAUGCGAAUUGACGGAUAAAGACCCCAAUUCCGGGCUAGUAACUCAUCGUUACUGCCAGCACAAGUGCGAAAACACGAUCGGAUCCUACAUUUGUCACUGUCCUGAGGGCUAUCAUUUGCUCAGGGAUAACCAGAGUUGUGCUUCUAAUGACCUGCCAGACCCACCAGCCACAAAAGUGUGUUUGUCUCCUGGUUUUGAACUUUCGGCAGAUGGAAGCGAGUGUCAGGACAUCAACGAGUGCGAACUGAUGAACCCAGAGGAUCCAAAUAGUCCGGGUGGCUACAAGUGUUCCUGUCCCAAAGGAUACCGCCUGGGUUCCGAUUUUAAAAGUUGCGAGGAUGUAGACGAGUGCCUAGAAAACAAUGGAGGUUGCCAGCAAGUCUGCCGCAAUCAGCCAGGUACCUACACUUGUGCCUGUGAAAGUGGCUACGAGUUGACCAACGACAAAAAGUCCUGCCAGCAUACAAAUUACACGUUUAAGAUUACCUCGGAGAUCGUAUUCCCUAGAAGGCCUUAUUAUAUUUCUGAUGAAAAAUCUUCAGGACCAAGCCGGGAAACUAACAACGAAGAAAGGCGAAUCGAAAAACCUGCUCCUCUUACAUCUCAAAAAUCAUCAUUUUGUCCAAAGUCAAAGAAUAUGUAUCUUAGAAAAGGGGAAACGCAAAGGUCGGUCACCUGGAAAAUGCCACGACUAAGUGGGUACGAGAUCACUGGAUCCCAUAUUCCUGGCCAAACAUUUAAUGUUGGAAAUCACACAAUCGUAUAUAAGGUCACCAACGCCAAAGGUCACACUGCUUCAUGUACUUUCUUCAUUAAUGUCUCCCGACCAAGCCGGGAAACUAACAACGAAGAAAGGCGAAUCGAAAAACCUGCUCCUCUUACAUCUCAAAAAUCAUCAUUUUGUCCAAAGUCAAAGAAUAUGUAUCUUAGAAAAGGGGAAACGCAAAGGUCGGUCACCUGGAAAAUGCCACGACUAAGUGGGUACGAGAUCACUGGAUCCCAUAUUCCUGGCCAAACAUUUAAUGUUGGAAAUCACACAAUCGUAUAUAAGGUCACCAACGCCAAAGGUCACACUGCUUCAUGUACUUUCUUCAUUAAUGUCUCCCGACCAAGCCGAGAAACUAACAACGAAGAAAGGCGAAUCGAAAAACCUGCUCCUCUUACAUCUCAAAAAUCAUCAUUUUGUCCAAAGUCAAAGAAUAUGUAUCUUAGAAAAGGGGAAACGCAAAGGUCGGUCACCUGGAAAAUGCCACGACUAAGUGGGUACGAGAUCACUGGAUCCCAUAUUCCUGGUCAAACAUUUAAUGUUGGAAAUCACACAAUCGUAUAUAAGGUCACCAACGCCAAGGGUCACACUGCUACAUGUACUUUCUUCAUUAAUGUCUCCCGACCAAAUCGGGAAACUAACAAUGUAGCAAGUCGAAUCGGAAAACCUGCUCCCCUUAGAUCUCAAAAUUCAGAAUUUUGUCCAAGGUCAAUGACUAUGCCUCUUGGAAAGGGUCAAACGCAGACGUCGGUGACCUGGGAAAAGCCAUUCUUAAGUGGUUACGAGUUCACCGGGUCCCAUAUUCCUGGUCAAACAUUUAGUGUUGGAAAUCACACAAUCGUAUAUAAGGGCAUCAACGCCAAGGGUCACACUGCUACAUGUACUUUCUUCAUUAAUGUCAAAAGACCAAAUCAGGAAACUAACAAUGUAGCAAGUCGAAUCGGAAAACCUGCUCCUCUUACAUCUCAAAAUUCAGAAUUUUGUCCAAGGUCAAUGACUAUGCCUCUUCUCGAGGGUCAAACGCAGACGUCAGUGACCUGGGAAAAGCCAUUCUUAAGUGGUUACGAGUUCACCGGGUCCCAUAUUCCUGGUCAAACAUUUGAUGUUGGAAAUCACACAAUCGUAUAUAAGGGCAUCAACGCCAAGGGUCACACUGCUAGAUGUACUUUCUUCAUUAAUGUCAAAAGACCAAGCCGGGAAACUAACAAUGUAGCAAGUCGAAUCGGAAAACCUGCUCCUCUUACAUCUCAAAAUUCAGAAUUUUGUCCAAGGUCAAUGACUAUGCCUCUUCUCGAGGGUCAAACGCAGACGUCAGUGACCUGGGAAAAGCCAUUCUUAAGUGGUUACGAGUUCACCGGGUCCCAUAUUCCUGGUCAAACAUUUGAUGUUGGAAAUCACACAAUCGUAUAUAAGGGCAUCAACGCCAAGGGUCACACUGCUAGAUGUACUUUCUUCAUUAAUGUCAAAACUGCAACUACACAAAACAGAAGAAUCAGGAAUAAUUGGAAAUUCUAAUCUAACUGUGCCAGUGGCGCACUUAGAAUUUAAAAUUUGGGAGGGA